Cinara cedri is the source of this 30652-nucleotide messenger RNA. The record is from the annotation of a GenBank genome assembly. NCBI's taxonomy places the organism in Eukaryota, Metazoa, Arthropoda, Insecta, Hemiptera, Aphididae.
AGUAGCCUUCACUGGUGGUGUAGUGUUUGCGCGGUAACGGUCUUCUUUUUAUAUCACUCACGGGAAUUCGAUUUCAUUAACAAAUAUUAUUAUUCCGUUCCUUAUUUUUAUUUAGUAAACUUAACUAAUGUUUUCAACAGUUAAAGUUAUUUUUAAAUGUAAUUUUUGAUUAAAUUUCACAAUGACUUGUUCGGACAAGGGAUUUACGAGGAUUAAUAUCCUUUCUACGUGCAAUAGAUCGGUAGAAACAGUCAAACGCAAACGAAUUUUUAUAUCAAAAAGGUAAAGUCGAUUUACAAAGUUAUUUUUUGUCACGGAAUUUUAUAAAAUCAUAUUUAUUAGAUAAAAAUAUAAUUUUAUAUUUAAUAGAAGUAUUUCCCAUAGUAUAAUAAUACUAAUUAGAUACUAGUAAAAAGACAAAUUAGACUAAAAUAUACAAAUCAAUUAUAGUUUUAAGGAAAUAUUAAUACUCAACGAUUUAGUUUUUUAAUAGUGUUCUUGUAUGGUGUUAUUGUAAAAUAUUAUAAAAUAAUAAUAAUUAUCAUUUAAGAUAAGUAGCUAACCAGAUAGUUUUUUUUAUAACAUAUAGGUUUAAUGUCAUUUAUAGGAAUAUACAUAUUUUAAAAUAACAAUUCAAAUUAUUACUAUAGGUAAUUUUAAUAAAUUGAAAAUAAAAAAAUGAACGUACUUAUUUAUUUAUGUAACGAACUACAAUUAUGUAAAAUCCAUCAUAGGAACAAAAGUUAUUGAAAAUUGUAAACAAACAAAUUGAUGUCGGAUUUAUUCUUAAAGUUUUUAAUAAUUUAAUUUUGUUGAAAUGCUGAUAAAUUCAGAGUAAAUGUAAACAACAUCCUGGCCUGUAAACACUAGACAAAAUUAAAUAUUAUAAUACUCGUAUAUCCGAACGAUUUUAUUUCAAGAUAAAAUAUAUGAGUAGGUGUAUUAAUUGUUUUAUUUAUAAUUUGAAUUUAUGUCGCAUGUGCAUAUGAUACAAUUGUCAUAAAAUAUUGCAAUACUAUAUAUUUAUAUGCAAUUUUGAAUUAUAUUAUAAUAUUGUGACCGUUUAUACGACAUUAAUGCCGGGUUACACUAAAUAUUUACAUAGAGAUGAACCUGAUUAUCUGGAGUUAAAUAAAUUAGGUUGUAUAAACCAUUUUUUAAAUUUUAUCCGGGGAUAAAUAUGUUCUCUAUCAAGAGUCAAAUUACAGGCACAUUUAUCGUCAUAUAAAAAUGUAUAUAUAAUUGAAUUUCGUUAUCAAUGUUUUUGCAUUACUAUUUAUUUGUUAACCAAUAUUUUGAUAAUUACUUGAAUAUAAAACAAUGAUUGAACAACACUCGUAAAUUAAAUACACGUUUAAACUUUAAUUUAUCAACCAUUAAUUUAAUAUUAUCAUAAUAUAAAUAUCCAACACUAAAUUUAUCAAUGGAUAAUGACAAAUUUGGUGCAACCGGAUAUUAAUAAAGGUAUAUUUUUAAAAUGAAAAAAAAUCGAAUUCAAUAAUUAAUCAAUAACUAAUAAUACCCAUAACCGGCUGAUUUAUAUGAAAAGGAAAGCGGUUGACCAUUAAAUUUGUACAAACAGAUUGUAAUUGUGUGGUAAUAAACGUUAUAAUUAUAUUAUAGUUUUAUCGGUGUUACUUAUUGUAUUUUUUUUAAAUUUAUAAAACGAUCGAGCACCGCUUUUCAUACAAAAUGUAUUAUAAGUGCCUCUCAAACAGACUGAAUAAUAUAUGUAUAUUUUUAAUUUGAUGCGAAUAUUAUAAGAUUUAUUGUUUUAUUUAUUAAACAUUCUAAUCUUCUUCUGUGGUAUUCAACCCUAUAGUUGGUCUUACAGUCUUCAUUCAUAUUCCCUCUAUUCUUUCCUGUUACUGAACGAAUCUCUUCGGGUCAAUAUAGCCCAUUAAUUAAACAUUUCAAUAUUGUACAGCAUUAGAAAAUUGAAUAUUUAUGUAACAUUUUCAUUGUGACGUGUAUACUGUAAAUUGUAUAGAUAUUUAAUUAUACAGAGUACUCAUAUAUAUAUAUAUUAUUUCUUAUAUAGUUGAUGGUGUGUUGUAGAUAGUUUACGUCGUUUACGGUGUUUAGACCAUGAAAUUGUUGAAUUAUUUUAAGAAGUACAUAUAGUGGCAUGAUAUAUAUUGUAGUUCGGACACAUAAAUUAUCAUACGAAUAAAUAAAAUCGGUUGACAUUUUUGUCCGGAAUAUUAUUUUGUACAUCAUCUAUUUUGCAUAUGUUAAUAUUCUAGAUAUUACAGCUGUAUAUUUAAAUAGUCGUAUGCUAUUUUAAUUAAAUUUUUUAUUGGAUUCUCUAAUUUGCAUUAUUUGGCAUCAGAUCAAAUUAAAUCUUAUACAGGUACAGUUAUUAUAUUUUUUUUAAAAAUCAAAUCUUUUGAAGAUAGGAACAUUUGCAUGUACACCUAUCCUACACAUACAAAUUUAUAACAUAAAAUAAUAUUUGGUAUCCCGUAAGAAUUUUGAAAGAAGUCAAAAAAAAAAAAUGAUUUUAAACUAAUUGUUUUGUUAUAAGUCGUAUUUAAUUAGAAUUUAGUAUAAAUAAUUAUUUAAAAAAAGUUUAAGUUUAUGUUUCAUAAUAAAGUCAUCAUAAUUUAUUUAUUUAUUGAUCAUUAAAAAUUAAUAAUAAACAUUGCAUUACAAACAUUUUACCAUUCAUUAUUCACCACUUACUGAUCACCGUCAAACGUAUUUAUUCAAAACCACCAAAUAAGAACUACUUAAUAAAUUUCACAUUAAAAUUUGUUUAUCAAGUAUGAACCCAUAAUUGUUUAAAUUAUAUAUUAAAAUUUGUUUAUACUUAACACCGAUUAUUUGAUCUUAAGAAUGAAGUUUAUUCAAAUUAAUAUAUUAUAAUAUUACUAUCAUACAUUCAACCAACAAAAAUUUCCUUCCCAUUUUACAGACUUUUUGAACCAUAUUUGAAUUGACAGCAGUGGCCAGUGAGAGAUUUGUUUUCACAAUACUUUCUUACUGCUGCUAUCGUUUAUUGAACAAUUACAGCUAAUACUUAUUUAUUUCAUAAAUCCUGUUUCACAUGUAUGGGACAGGCUAACAUAUUCAUGGGCAAUUGAUAAACGAUACAACGAAGCAAAAUAAUCCAAUGUCUAACUUCACUAACUUAACACUACUGUAGUUGCCUGUACUCCGAGUCUUCCCGGCUCGAUUCAAGAACCCAAGCCUGGAGGCUCAUAUUGCUCUUCCUCUUUAAGACCCGGUUAGUGAACCUGCCGGUAAUUUUACAUAGACUUAGGACUGUUUAGAACACCUAAGUAUGUUUAAAAGUGUUGCAGUGAAAUUUGACACUUAUUCAAUUUUUAAUAUGUUCACCAAUUAACUACCUACCUACCUAUUUCUUUUCACCAAUUUUUUUUUUUUAAAUUUUAUUUAAGCUCCUUUCAUUGUUUUAUAUAAGUUUUGCAUUUGAUUUCUUUUAAUUGUUCAAUCAAUUAAAAAAUAUUUUGGUGAGUGGAAUAAAAUCGCGAAUUGAGUUUUCUCUGAAACGAUUCUUAAUAGUUUGUUGUUCAUUCUGAUGUAGCUAAAAACCCUGUUCACAUUUUUGGUGAAAAACCACAAUCACUUUCAAGUACAUAAUCAAAAAAGGCCAAGAUUUUCAUUUACUUGUUUUAUAACCAUUGACUGACGAGAAAUUAUAAACAAACAUAACCAAUUUAUUAAAUAUAAUAGGAGAACUUUCCCAGACAAUUUCCAGACAUUAUAGAUAACCCAAUAAAAUAUGAUAUGAUUAUAGAUUUGUAUAGGAAUCAAUUCGAACAGUCGGAUGAUGAUAAGUAAUUUGUAUCGGGAACAAAUUCCAUAUUACUCACUACAUAAUGGUACCUAUAUAUUAUUACGGAGACAAAAGAUAAAUAAUACAAAUAAUAUGGGUAACCCCCUUCCCAUUCUAUUAAGUCACCCCUGUACCUGAAGUUACAUUAAAUAAAUUUCCCGACAAUUUAGAAAGCCCCCUUCUGCUGAGGGACGUGCUAUCCAGGUUGGAAAACACUGUUGUAAGUUUCUAAUGUAAGGACCUUGAUUGAGCUAUAGUUGUCAUAAUAUUUAACAUGUUACAUAAUAUGCAUACCUAAUGAUUUUUUUUUUUAUGAAUACGUAUUGUAUAUUUUUACAUAGUACUACCUAUAAUUUGAAAGAGAAUGAUUUCUUUUAAAUGAAUACAUUUAUUGAUUCAAUUAUUGUUCUUAUGUAAAACAUCAACGAAAAAAAUUAACCCGUAACCUGUAUUGGUCCUCGGUCACCCGUCGAGAUGAAAAUAAAUAAAUGUAUGUAAUAUAGUUCAGGAACAUUUCUAUCUGCACUGUCAUGCAUCUGCAAUCUACAUGCUGAGUUAUUGAUGAUUUCUUAGUUUAAUUUUUACUAAUUUUGACCAUGAAUUAAAUUUAUAAAAAAAAAAAAUAGUAAUUAAAAAUAUUUUGCUUUUUUUUUAGAACCAGUGAACUUAUUGCACUUGUGGCAAUUUCAUCAACUUUAUUUUUAUUUAUACACACCAGAGAUUUGCAUACCAGACUCAGAUCAUUACAAUCCGUUACGAAUUCAGCAUCAACUUCAGGUAACAUUCAUUUUAAAUUUAAAAAAACCUAGUUUUAUACAAACUAUACUCAUAGUAAGUAGUUUAUUAUAUAGGAUGAUUCAUUCAGUAUAAUUACGUGUGUGGAGAGUUUUUUCUUACCCUGCAUAUAUUUUGUUUUCUAUGCAAAUAAACUGCAGUAGGUACCUAUCUCCGUACAUUGUAUCAAUUCAAUGUUUAUACCGUUCAAGCAAUGUAAAGGAAAAUGUAAUAAAAUAAUCGUUUGUUUGUAUUAAAUUCUGCAAGACAUAUCCGAACAUUACAUUUCCAUACAAUCAUAUUAUUAUAGAAACAUAUAGGUAUUUGGUUUUAUUAUGCACAACAAGCUUUGUUCCCAUUUUUACUUUUGAGGUGGUAAUGGCGUCUCACGAUUUAUGUACAACGUUUACGAAAAUAUGCAUUAAGCAAUGUGUUCACGUACGAGACGGACAAGCCUGACAAAAGACCGUUUUUGUUCCGUCGCCGCUGGACGACUGACCAUCAUUAGUCGCGAGCGUUGUUUUAAAAAGCAGCAGUAAAGUAACAAAUAAAUGUGUAUGUACAUUUUUAUGAAACGGGUAUUAUUGUAUAUGUCUCGUGCCCUACAUUAAAAGACACGACAUUUCAUUAUUUAAAAAAAAACCAUAUUUUUACUCGCAUCGCACCGGCCUAUUCAAAAAUGAGUUUAGAAAAACCAACAAGACUUUCUCUUUUGUCAUCUAGCCACGGGUUGAAUAUAACAGUCUGGAAAUUAAAAUAAAUCAUAUUAAUAAAAAAAUUUAUUCACAUUUAUAAAAAAAAAAUUAAAAAUUAAUACAAUUUAUAAAGCCGUUCGAUUGUUUAGUCAAACAUUUGUAUACAUUAUUUUAUGAAUUAUACAUAUUAUAUUACACUAUUACACUUUAGUACCCUUUAGGUACUAAUACUGAUGAUGAACUUUUAUAAUUAUUUUUUUUAAACUAACGUUGGCUUUUUAGCUUAAAAAUCAUAUACGCAUGAUAAAUUGCCUACUUUUUUGUGUACAUGUGCUUUGUUACACCGAUUAUAUAAAUAUAUAAUUUAUAUUUGGUUACACAUUUCAUAAUUAUUUUUUUAGUACUUACUUAUUUGCAUCACUAUAUUUUACGGCUAUGAAGUAAGAGAGUGCGCGUCUCAUCUAUCUCAAUGUAUUCCUAUCUAUAAUCAUUAUGAUUAAGAAAUGCAAUAUAAUAUUUAUUUCCUUCAGUAUUGUAAUUAAUAGUUAAAUUUAAAGGCGUACAAAAAAAAUUGUUCGGGAUAUUUCGAUUUUUGAAUUAUAAUUGAUUAUAGAAUUAUUUGUGAACUUUCUGUUCAAUUUUCAGAUAUUUUAUUUUAAUUCAAAAUAUCUAAACAAAUUACUGAUAUUUUCUAAAUUAAUUGAACCAGAAACCAAUAAUAUUUUCAAAAUGUAUACCACAUUUAUCAAACAUCAAAUUAAUAGAUCAUCUUAAGUUUCAAGUGCCAUUAAAUAUUUUCUGAAUUACAACAACAUUUGAUAUUGUUGUAGAUUUUAUUGGUUCGUAUCAGAUUGUUCGUAAUUUAUGCUUAAAUUCUAGACAUUUUAUAAUAAUUUUAUAAUUAAACUAAAAUUAAUUGGCAAUUUGUCUUUUUUUUAAAAAAUAGACAAAGCAUAUAAUUGGAAUUAUAAUUGAAGAACUUUUUAAAAUCGAAUAAAAAAUAAAUCAUUGCUUACAUAUAUACAUGAAAUUCCUGUCUAUAAUUAUUCUUGUCUUAAUUAUAUCUAUUAAUAAACGAUAGUAGUGGUGGGGCAGCAAUGUUAAAAACUAAUCACUCAUUGCUGUAGGUUAAUUCGUAAAAAAAAAAAAUUUCUGUCUUUAUCCUAUAUUUUCCUAACUUUCCACCUACAACAGUCGCUGCACCCAUGUGCGAAGUAUGUCUGUCUUUUUUUUUUCGUAGGUACUAUGUGGAUAUAAUUGUUUGACCAAACUGAAAAAAAUGCUUGAAAAUUAAACAGGAGAUUCAUUAUAAGUUGUACUUAGUAGUAAACAAAAAGUAUACAGUGUAGUAUAAUAGUAGUUUUAGAUUCUGAGUGGAGCGAAGAAACUUAUGGUUUUACAAAGAUAUUUAUUUAUUAAUUUUUCUUUUUUUAUCUGUGCGGAACUUUUCUACCAAAAAACUUGCUCAGAUUUCUAGUGUAUCAAUCUUUCUAAAAGGAAAUUUCACUAGCAAAGUACUUAAAAAGAGGUCAUUUUUCGAUUUUACUGAAAGUUUCUCAAAAACCCCCAAAAAACAUAGGAAAACCGGGUAAAACAUAAAUCAGUACAAUAUUAAACAAAUAUUAUUAAAGAAAAUAUAUAAACCCUAUUUAAUUAUUUUACUAUAAAAUGACAUCUAUAUUUUUAACAAAGCUUCACUAUCAACUGAACUCCGCUCAGAAUCGUUUUUUUGUAAGUAAUGGUACAUCGUUGCUUACAGGUAUACAUUAAAUUAUCUAUAGCAGUGGCUGCACUCAUUCCCAUUGUCCUAGGAUAAUGAAUUUUUGACUUGAAUUACAACAAAAAAUCAAAUUAAAAAUAAUAAAAGCAUUAUUUUCAUAAAUUUUCCUGUAUUUCCUACGUUUAUUUUAUAAUGAUUAUUAUAAAAACUGUUUGUUAAAUCAAAAAAUGACUUUCUUAAAAUACCAACUAGAUAAAAUUAAAUUUUAGAAAAAGUAUUACACUUUAUACUUAGGAGCAAGAUUUCUUAAUUAGAUUAGAAUUUCUGUACACAGUAAAAAAAAAUUUUAAAAAUAAACAUCAUUGUAAAACCAAUACAUUCUUCGCUCCGCUGAAAAUCUAAAAUAAUAGAAUACUUCAUGUAGAAACUUAAUAAUAAAACCAAGACAAUAACUGUCAUACUUUUUUCUUAUAGCAUAAAAAACUAAACAAAAUACUUAUACUUAACAAAACUUUUAUUAGAAUAACAUAUUUUCAUUAAUAGCCCGAUCCUUAAUUCAAUACAGUAUUAUAGUUUGGGGAAGCAUAAAUUAUAAUUAUAACAAAAAUAAGCAAUAUUUUUUAUUUUUAAAAAUAAUGUAUUUAAAACAAAAAGUCAAACAUAUGUACCUAAUUUAAGAAAAAUAAUUUUGAAAUACCAUUCGUAAACACCAAACAGCUUGAAUGUCUUGCAUACAUGUUGUAUUAAGGUGUCUAAAUGUUAUUUCAAAAUAAUUACUAAAUUGUUCAAAUUAUUCAAAUUUGAAAUAUAAAACUUAAAUGUUGAUUUUACAAUAAACUGUAAAUAAUAAAAACAAAAAUUCAAAACAAUUGAAUUUCUAAAAAAAAUGUUGUAUUAAUUUUAAUUAAUUUUUAAGAUUCCUGUACUAAACUAAUUCACUCUUAUUAUAUUCACUUUUUAACUAUUUUAAUGUAGAUUUGUUCUUAUUUUCUUAUUAUCACUAUAAUUCUUUACAAUUUGUUUUAAUAGAUAAAAUACUCAUUGCUUUUCGAUACAUGGAUAUACCUCAGUGUAGAGUGAUUUCUAAUAAUACUUCUCCAUAUUUUCCGUACUAUGUAUAUUUCUUACAUCUAGAAUAAAUAAAUGAUAUUAUUUAUUAUAAAAAAAAAUUAUAAUUAAUUUUAAAAAUAUGAAAAAAUUGUGGUUGCAUUGGAAAGGAAAAAAUAAUAAAUAGUUUUUUUUGGAAAUCUUCAUAUAAUUGUAUUCAUUGUUUUUAUUCGUAGCGUAGUAAUAUUCUCCCAUCAUCUCCAAUUUAUACAGUUAUACCAAGAUAAUUUAUUUAUCUAGUAUAAAGAUCCGUAUUAUAGAACAAUAUAAAAUAAAAUUUUGAUCCAAAAAAAAACCUAUAAAAUAAAACUAAUUUUUGCUUUACGGAUCAUAUAAAUUGUUCUAGAUCCCCGAUGCAGGUAAAUAAUCAUGUUUUAUUCAAUAUCAUAAAUAAGUUGGUAAUAACUUUUAGUUUAUAUAAUAUAUAAUGAGUUCGAACAAAUUUCAUACAUGUAAGAAUGUGAAGUAUAAUGUCUGAACGUAUAAUAUUAAAUGAUUUAAAUUUAAACAAUGUACUUGUAUUUGCUUGGAUACAAUUUAUUGUUAGAUAGUAUCCACCUGACCACCUACUUACCUAUAAUAGGUAUAGGCACGUUUUCAAACGAUAAGAUUCUUUUUAUACAGUACCAACAUUUUUCCUUAAAAGCAAUUAUCUAGAACAUUUCAUAAUUUAGCAAUUGUACAUGGAUAUUAUUUUAGAAAGGUUAUUAUAUUUUUGUAUUUAAGAAAUAUACAAUUACCUAUUAUAUUUUGUACCUUUUUAUUUCUAUCUAUGUAUCUACUUACUUAUAGUUAUCUCUCCGUCUCCCAAUUUUUGUCCCCACGAUAAUACAAAAAUAAUGCCCAUCAUGCACGUAAAUAUAUUAUUAUUUAUGUGAAUACCUGUAAAAUGAUCUUACUAUAGUAAUAGAGUUUCCCUUUAUUAUUAUAUACCUAUUUGGUUAUAUUUCGAUCGUUAUUAUUUAUUUUAAAAUAAUAAUCUUAAACAGUUUAAGACUGUAACGGGGUGAGCAGUGGCAUAAAUAGGGAAAAACAUCAAGGGAGACAUAAGCCCUUGUCGGUAAUAUAAGAAGCAUAUUAUGCAAUGGUUUAUUUUUUCUUGGUAUUAGAUGACAAACCUGAGAUUGCCUCAGUCGAGGUACUUGCAUAAAUAUAGGUAUAGAUACGAGUACAGUUCAUUGCAUCAUAAGAACCAGUAAAUCUAUGCAAAAUGUUUCUAUAUCGAAAAAAUUCAUUGUAAAAUUGUUUGUAAAUUUAAAUUUUAAGCAAACUGUAGUAUGUUCUAAUGUAAAUGAAGUGUUAUUCUAGAAGCCGGUAAAAAAAAUGUUAUUCAUUAAUAUAAAACGCGAGAAAACAGCAAAUUGAUCAUUGCUGAAAUAAUAUUAUGAAAUAUAAUACAGGGUGUCCCACGAAGAUAUACCCACUGUAAUAUCUCCGGAGACAAUAAAGAUAAUCAUACUAUAUGUUUUUUAAAUUACUGACAGGGAUAAGGACUACAAGUAUUUAAUUUUAUAUUUCAAUACUUUUUUUAUGUUUUGGUAAAAUACUUAAAUAAAUGGCUUUUUAUUUUAUUGUUUCUGAAAAAUUUGAAAAUACCCGUUUUAUAGAGUUUAUUCUUCUGAAAUUUUUAACAUAUUAACUUUUUAUUUUUAUUAAAUUCAUGAUUUUUAAUAAUUAUUUAAAGUUCAAAGAGAAGUACUAAUAAUUAUACAGCAGGCUAUAUAAUAGCAUUCACUUAUUAAUUAUUAUUAUUAUGGCUAAUUAACUAUACACUUUUUUUUUCUGAACUUAAUUAAAUGAAAUUAUUAAAAAUCACGAAUUUAAUCUUCGUGGGACACCUGUAUAUAUAUAUUUUUAUGUUUAGACGAAAUGACGAAUUGUUUUAUACAUUUAUAAUAUGAUUGGUUACUAGAUAAUUUAUAAAGAAUUAAGAAAACAACUUUUCUAUAUGAUGUAUGAUGAGGAUAUUACCUAAAUUGAACAGUAUAGCUUUGAUUUUAUUUUUUAUUUCAUCGUUUUUGUGAAAGCAAAAUUAAUUUAAGUCGUCCAUUACAUUUAAAAUAUUAUAUUACUUUAUAAUACUCGAAUGAAAAAUAAAUCAUUCUUUCGUUCACGCCAACGGUACCUUAAAAAUCGCACACAUUUCCGAAAAUCGUAGAGAGAAAGUUGGCGGUCAUUGCCAAUGGUGUCCUGCAAUUGCCAUUGACCUCUGACAUGGUAUCGCCACAGGUAAAAUACAAUAUGUGUGUUAUUAUACUAUUAUAUAUAUUUUUCAACUAUCGAUUUCAAAUGGCAUAGGAUAUAUAUAUACAUUUAUGAAGAGAGAGAUAAGAUUUUUUUCUAACGGAUCUUCAUCAGGUAAAACGUGAUAUACCCACUUAUAUUGCCUUUAAGUCGAAUAUUCACUAGUAAUAUAUAUAGGUAUAUAAUUUUAUUAACUAAGUACUAUAUAUAUUUAUAGUGUUUAAUGAAUAAUCUGGUCAAUUAAAAUAAUAGAAAUGUAUAGUCACCUAGGGGAGGUUUACAAAAAAUGAAAAUAAAUAAUUAUUCUUUCCUUUAUAAAUUUGAGUCAAAACUAUUAAAUCACAAACCGUAUUGAUUUGUUUAAAUUUUAUCAUAUUUGAAACCGAAAAGGUUUUAUAUAGAUUUUUAAACAUAGACAUUAGGUAUAGCCGGUAUAGGUGUCAGCUAUUUAUAUUUAAUUUUAUCAACAUUCAGUUAUCCUUAAAAAUGAACAAUGAUAAAAUAAAUACAACUAUAACUAGUUUACAUCAUAUACCUACCAUAAGUAUAAUAUGGUGUAUUCAUAUAGAUAUCUAUACUCGCGUGUAGGUAUCCACUUCAAAUCAUUCACAUUCAAUUUUAUAAUAUAUUGUCUCAAAAACUUAUUCAAAUUUGUUGUAGUUAUAUUUCAAGACUAAAUCACAUGAAAGCAUUUACAUUUACAUUCACUUUUUUUUAAAUCUCAAUGUAAUGACCGUUUCGAAAUAAUAGCCCAGAUUGUAUGUAUACACAAAUAUGUUUAUAUAUGUUCAUCCUAUCCUCUCUCUAUUUGAACUGAACCAUUGAGAUGCUUACGUAGUCAAGUGCAGGUCUACUUGAAUUUGACGUUAAGAUUAUACCUACCUACAACCUAUUAUGCUGUCAUGGCGUCACGUUUGAACAAUACGAUGGUAUAGGCAGUAUUAUAUUAUUAUACAUAUAGAUACCUACUACAAGAACAUUAUUAAUAAAAGGAGUAUUUAUUUUGUAGUAUAUAGUAAGAAAAGAAUAUUACAACACAAUAUUUCUAUAUACGAAUUGGUUAUAAAUUAGAGCUGUACCCAUACAAUAUAUGUAUAAUAUAUUAGCUAUUGUUUCAAUGUUAAUAAAUAAUAACUUAUUGUAAAAUAAAAAAGAACAUCAAUAUUUUGUUAUACUUGCUACACAACUACUGUAGUAACGCACGAUGAAAAAUGAUUCUUUAAUUUCAUUCAUAAACUAUAUCAGAACGGGUAAAAAUUAUUAAUUGCCUAAUAAUAUAUUAAAUUAAAAAGCAAUGCACACCUUGGUACUUAAAGUCUUGGCGAGUGUGUUAUUCUAUCACAGUUUUGGACGAAUAAAAAUCCACAGAGGUGAUUGCCAGACUGCAAGCAAUGCCAGCAAUGUAUGGAUUAUUGAUUAUAUUAUAUUUUUAAUUAGAUUCAUUAUAUUAUGGAUGUAUGGAUUGAAAUAAUAUAAGUUGGAUUGAAUUUCAAUAUGAAUUAAACACGUCUUUAGGGAUGUAUUCUCAAUUCGACAAAUCCGCCCCCUUGUACACGUGCUUGCUACCGAUGUGUAUAUUUAUUAUAGUCGUAAGAAAUGAUUAAAAUUAAUGAUUCGUUACAAACGAUCACGAUUAAAUUGCCUAUACCUAUCAAUUUCAUUUGAGUUUACAUUGUUAUACUAUAGUGCGAAAUGUGUAGACGCGCGCAUUGUGUAAAAUUGAUAGGUUUUUCUUUCACGUUACGUAUUAUCAUAUUGUAUAAUAUUAUGUAAUAAUUAUUUUAUAUUACCUAUGAAAAAUCAUAAUAAUCAUAAGUGUAUGUAUAGACAUUAGAUACCUAUAGAAGUGCUACGCGUUUAAAUUUAUGAUUCUAUUAAUAUAAUAUAUUUUAAUAAAAGUGUGUAUAAAUGCAAAAAGUAAGAGUUAAAAAUUAUCUUUUAUGCAUAUAAAGGCAUGCUCCAAAAUGUAUAGGUAAGUACCUUAAAAAUAUUGUGAUAUGCUUUCAUAUUACCUAUAAACUGUAUGCAUAAUAUUAUAUGAACAGAGGAAGUUAUCGAACCGUGUCAUACGUUGAUUUACUCUGAGUUUGGCGAACUCACACGAAAAAUAGCAAUUCUACAUUCCGUAAAUAUACAAUAUUUUUCUUUAAACCGUCAUCCAAUUACACGGAUGUUAUCAUCUUUAAAUUUUGAUAACAGGCCAAUUAUAUUUACUCUGAUAAUAAAAAUAAUAGAAUAUUGUAUAUUUGUAUCAAUUAUACACACAUGUACCUAUAACAUACAUAUUUUAUAUACGUGCAUCUGACAAAUGUGUGACAGUAUUCUUUUUGUACUUUUUUUUAAUAGAUUCAUACAAUUUAUAAUAUAUAAAUGAGGAUACACAGUUGUUUCUGUUAGAAAUCUCUAGAAGAAUUGAAAUGAUUUUCUUGUAAAAUAUCUGUACCAAUAUAUUUUCAAAAAAAAAUUAACAAUAAUAACAUUAGGUUUAUAAUUUAUAAAAAAAAACAAUACAAGUUAGUCAAAUUUAAAUAUAUAAUGAUAUAGAUGAAAUAUUUGAGUAAAUAACAUUUUAAACAAUUGUAUAUAUAUAUAUACAGGUUGUCCCACGAAGAUAUACCCCUUUAAUAUCUCCGGAGAUAAUAAAAAUAAUCAAAUUCUGUUUUUUAUAUAACUUACAAGAAUGAGGACUACAAAUAAUUAUAUUUGAAUUACAUUUUUUUAGUAAAAAAAUUUAAAAAAUAAUUUUGUAUUUUAUUAUUUUCGAAAAAUUUUAAGAUAGUCAUUCUGAAGUUUUUUUUUUAAUUUUGAUGGAUUAGCCAUUUAUAUCCGAUGAAAAGUAAUGGUAUCUAGGGAAUAACCUAACCGCGUUAACGUCGGUUUUCACACGGAUUAGUAGAAUUUAAAACGGCUGUUACUUAGAAGCUAUUCAUCAGAUAUAAAUGUGUUAUAAGUAUAUUAAAAUGUUUAAAAAAUAAUAAAAUAAAAAAUUAUUUUUAAAUUUCUUUAUUAAAAAAAAAAAACUAAUUCAAAUAUAAAUAUUUGUAGUUUUCAUCCCUGUGAGUAAUAUAAAAAAAAAAAAAAAACAGAAUUUGAUUGUCUUUAUUAUCUCCGGAGAUAUUCAAAGGGUAUAUUACUGUGGGACAGCUUGUAAAGAUUAUAGAUACUUGCACGUUAUACUUUCACAUGGAUUACAAUUUUACUUUGUGUGAAUCCGACAAUAAGUUUAAACCGGACCUUAGUCGAUAGUAUAUAUACGGUAUACUACAGCAUUGUAUUCGUAAUUUUCUAAAUUGUUACCUAUACUGUCUAUGUCUAAAUGGUCAAUUGUCUGCCCUCAAUUGUCCCGAGCUCAUUUUUCCGUGUUCAAGUAUCAGAACUUUCCCAAGAAGAUUAUUAUACCUUUACUAUUUUAAAACGGUAUAUACGUAAAUAGAAGUCAUGCGAAAACUCUCGAUAUCGUAUGACUGAAAUUAUACGAGUAGUAUAUCUACCUAGUUUGUUUAAGCGAGACACCAAUAUCUGCACUAUACAGCAAACACAGGUAUAUACGGUUAUAAUUAAUAACAUUUAUAAUAUGUUGUAUCUUAUUUUUAACCUUAUCUACCUACAUAGGUUUAUUAACGUUUAUAUAUUUAAUACUUUUUUAUAGUUUGUUACCUAUGCAUAUAGUAUUGUUAUUUUAAUGUAAAAACACGCGAAACUAUCAUAUUUUGAUUGUUUUGAUUUCAAUUGAGAUAUACCUAGGUACUUACCUACUUAUAUAAUAUUUGAAGACUAUCCGUGACUGAAAAUGGUAUAAUAAGUUGUCAAAUUAUAUGCGACCUUGGUGUUUAAUACCGUGCAGUAUACUUAUUACUAUUAUAAUAUUAUGUCCAAAUCGUAUACAUAAAGGUUUACUUUGUAUUGUUUAUAAUGUCGAAUAAAAAAAUGACAUUUAAAAUGAAAUCCGUCGUAACAAACUUAAUUUCUGUAUAAUAAUAUGUAAUAAGAGUAUAAUAUUUUAAUGACGAGAUCAGAACACUUAGUCACUUAAUUGGUCACUUAGUUUUUGAAGACAGUUGGCCUUUAAUAAAAAUAACCAAUGACUUUAUCAACGAAUCUUAAGUUAAAUAAUUAUAAUACAUUGCUUUAAAUAAAAAACAAAUAUAAAGUCAAAAAAAAAAAAUAUAUUUAAUGGCAGGAAAUGACGAAUAAGGUUAUAUAUGAAAAAAAAAAGACCAGGAUAUAAAAUAUGUCCGAAGUAUACGUAUAACUUGGUCUUAGUACCAAUAAUGAUGUAAAAUGUAUACGUUCAUAACCAAAAUGUAAUAGCAUUAAAAUACUAUAGCAUACGAAAUUAAUUUUAGUUUAAUAAGUUCGUACUUUGGUAAUUUGUUAAAUACAGUUUUAUACUUCACGUAUCAUAUAUUGUCAUGUGUAAGUCUUUAUUACCUGUACCUAUAAAAACAUAUUAUGUUAGGUAUAGGUAUGUUGUUUAAAAACUAGUAAAUUUAUCCAAGUGGCCUACAUACAAUUUUAUUUUAGCAAAACAGUACCUAUAUGAAUAUAUAUAUAUAUAUAUAUAUGGAUAUAAAUAGAUACAUUUUCUUAAAAUCAGGUUAGAAUAGUUAAAAUUGUGGCCAAUUAACAGUUCCAUGAAUAAAACGAGAGAUAGAUUUCAGGGUGAAGUGACUGAAUACUGUGAUGUAGGUACUUACAAAUGUAAUUACUAAUGACAUUUAUGAACUAUAUUAAUAAUACAAUUAUGCAGGAUGUUAUGUUACUUAACUCAAAAUAUGCAAAAUUUCUGUCCGGUGGACCUUUAUUUGAAAAAUUUAUCGAAAUUUCAACAGUUCCUACCCGAGGUACUUUUAGAUUGAUUUUACAAGAGAUAUUUAUUUUUUUUAUUUUUUUUUUCUAUGUUAACACUUAUUCUUCCAGAAAGCUUACUACUACAUAAAUGAUGCAGACCCUUUUCUGAAAAAAAAUUUUCGGGGGUGAUACUUUAGAACUUAAUUUUUCGAUUUUUCAGAAAAAAUCGAAAAAAAUCGAAAAAAAACGAAUAAAAAUGAAAAAAUGUACGAAAUUUAUUAGUAAUAUAUUAGUAAAAAAUUUUUUUCUGUGGGCAACUUUUCCACCACCAAUUUUACACCGAUUUAAAAUGAUAGUAAGUUUUUUAAAAAGAAAUCUGACUUGAGAGGUACUCAAAGAGAUCAUUUUUCCAUUUUCUCAAGAGUUUUCCCAGCAAAUGUGAAAAACCGAAAAAAACAUAGAAAAACCGAGAAAAACGGGCAAAUCAGUACAUUAUUAAACAAAUAUUAUUAAAGAAAAUAUAUAAUUCUUAUUUAAUUAUUUUAUCAUAAUAUUAGAUAUAAAUUUUUGACAAACCAUCACUAUCAACUGAACUCUGCUCAGAAUCGUUUUUAGUAAGCAAUGGUUUAUCGUUGCUUACAGAUACAAAUUAAUUUCCCCUCUAUAUCCUACCUUCCUAACUUCUUACCAACAACAGUUGUUGCACCUGCACCUGCCCCCAUUAUUCUAGGACAAUUUUUUUUUGUUUGAUUUUUAUUAAUUUAUGGGUUACCCUAUUUAUGACAACAAGAGAAAAAAUAUGUCUGAUACUACUCCCGCUCAGAAUCGUUUUUCGUUUACAAUGGUUUAUUGUUACAUUUAUCUGUGAAAUUAAUUACCAUGUGUAUCCAAUCUUUUCAACUACCCAACUGCAAUGGUGACAAUAAGCAGUAUCAACAUUUUUCUAAUGUUAAUGCAUUACGCGAUGCUUAUAAAAUGGAUGGGUAUAAUUAUGAUCUUUCUAACGAGUUUGUUAAUUACUCAUUCACACAGAAUUUGAUAAUAUCACCUAUAUUUACUAUAAUAAGUAAUAAGCCAUGAUAUAUGAUAAUACACAUUUAAAAAUUACGUUAUUAUUAGGAUAAGGUAACAAGUUAGACGUUAGUACCUACUAUAGGAACUAUUUUAAAAAUCUAGUUAGGGGUGACAUACCGUGCAGUUGUUGUCAUAAUAUAUAUCAUGCUCGGAUGCGUCGACAAUUUAAUUACAGGUAUCACGGUAAUUGUCAAUUUUUGAGACAUUUAGGCCGACGAUUAUUUGGUGUUAUUCGUUUAACUGUAGAAGUGUGGAAAAAAACUGUAAUUUUACAAAGACCUUAAUAAUUUUAAUGUAGCACGAAACGAUGGUAUAGGUAGGUACCAUGUGUACUGCAGUAAAUAUAUAAUAUUAUAUGAAAUGAGACGAAUAGUAGAAAAAAAAAUAUAUGCAAUUGUUAUGGCGAAAUGAAUUAUAUUAUUAUAAUAGUAAUGUAACAUUCGUACAUCAAUUUCGCGAUUGUAUGAAUUUCACGGUUUCAUAAGAAUUAAAAUCGAAUUCACAUCUUUAACGGGAUGUUAAAAUAUUCGGACUUAACUAUUUAUAGUGUUGCUAUUCGUAUAACAUAUAAUAUAUUUAUAUGAUUUUAAUACGGUAUUUUUUUUAAUAAAUCUGUUUUUUUUUUUUUUUUUUAUAGGUGAUUCUUCUGCCAUGGAAAACGACAUAGACAAUCUCAUACCACACGAUGAGGUAAAUAGCGUUUCGAGAAUAUGUAGCAACAAAUAAUAUGGAUCUGAUAGACCAAUGUACCUAUUUAUAAAUAUUUAAUAAAAGUGUCCUAUUACAUAAAUAUGGUACACUAUACUUAAAUCAGUAUCUAUACCGUUAUUUUGUCUAUGUAUCUAUUUACCGAUUUAAAAAAUAAAAAACAAAUAUUGUCAACUAUGAAAAAUUAAUACAAGGAAAAGCUUUCUAAAAAAAUAUAAUAUAUAUUAGACGACCAACACAAAACAAACAUGAUUAAUUAUAUAUCUUACAUACUAUAUACCACUUUCUGCCUAUAGUUAAACAGAUGCAUAAUAAAUUGCCAAAUCGUUCGGGAAAAAAAAUAUAGGUUUAUCUCAAAAAUAAUAUACCUAUAGGCGAACUAAUUUACCAUCUCCGCAAAUAUAAGUCAACAUUAUUAUUGACUAUUUUUAAAAACUUUCUAAAUGUCACAGCGUACAAUGUGAAUCAGCGCCAAUGUGUAAGAUUAAUAAGUUUAAAAUUUUAACCGAACAAAAACUCCCUCAUUUGGUUAAAAUACAUAUUAUUAUAAUAGCUGGUUUUAUCUUGAUGGGGGGGGGGGUUUGUUUUAUGACCUAAAACGUUUCUAACGAUACAAUGUACUACCAUUUAUUAGCAUUUAAAUGCAAAACCAAUGAAUUAUAUUAAUUGCAAAAAGUAUUUAUUAUGGUGCUUUAUGAAGCAUUGUUACAGUUAAUCAUUGUCUGUAGAAUAUGGUGAAAUAAGUGGCUAUAUACAUUUUAAUUUUUUUUUUUUUUUCCGUAAUUCUACUAAUUCAAACACACAAACAUAACUAUAUUAUAGACUUAUAGUGCGCAAUUCUGCUAUUGUUUUUUAAUCAUACAUUUAUUUUAGAUUGGGUAUAAAGAUUUUUUUGCAUGAAAAAUGUGCACGCGUUUUUACUGUUAUUCAAAAUAUCGUUAAUCGAAAAAUUAAUAAUGAAUUUUUCACUCCACUAAAAAUCUAAAACAAACGAAAAUUGUAUUACAUUAUUAGUUUUUUGAAUAAUUCUUGCACAAUCAUGUAUUCGUAAAAAUAACGUUAUUGUGAAAUUUAAAUAUUAAUCAAUAAUAUAAUAUAAUAUAAAGAAAGUGAAAAUUUUAAGAAAUCUUAUUUAGGUAAAAAUCAAUAUUUCUACGGAAGCAAAUAAUAUAUUAUAAGAAUAAGUAAAUUAAUCAAACUCGUGGCUGUCUAAUAUUAUUGACUGCUGUAAAAAAAUAUAGCCUUACCGUGAAAUCGAUAGGUAAAUCGAUUUUAGAAAAAAUUACUUUCGUUCGUUUUUUUUUUUAUUUACUUUUUUUAUUUUAAUAUAGAAUCUGUUAUUCGUCUAGAACAAUUUCUACUAUAUAGAUAUUAAUCGGUAAUUUCAAAAAUGACAUAAGCCACAUUUAAAUGAAUAAAAAAAAACUUCUUGUUAAAUUUGAUAAUUAUAUACCUAUGUGGCUACAUAGUUACGUAUUCUAUGAAAACUACAUUUUUCAGACAUAAUAAAAAUAAGAAACUAGAAUCGCUGCAAAAACAAUUCAUCAUUAAUGAUUUGUGUAAAAUUUCAAUUUUAUGACUUGGGUCGUUUUUCAAUUAAUUUCAAUAUGAAGUUGGCGAAUUUAAAUUGAACUACCUGCCUAAUAAACAUUUUAAAUUCUAAAACUACCUAUAAUAAUUUAAUUUCGAAAUAAUCAAUUCAAAUAAAAUAAGUACAUAUAAUGCGGAUCUAUAAAAACUGAAUAAAAAAUAUAAUACUAUUUACAUACGAGCGUGUUGACAUUUCAUUGGAGUUCGGGAUGUCUCGGAUAAGAUAUAUUUCGUAAGAUUAGUGUGAGCGGGAAAUCGUGUUAAUUUGGAAUUAAAAAUAAAAUUUAUUUUAAUAUAAGUAGGUACCUAAUUAUUUUGCUGUGUGUGCUGUGUGAAAAUCAUAUUAGAUAUACAUAGCAUAUAGGUAGUAAAAAUUGCAUUUACUCCAUAUAUAUAAUAUAUCCGUACUUGAUCUAAAUGUAUACAUUUUAUGACAUUAUAAACCUAUAUUAAAUAUUUUUUUUAAUUAACAACGUGUUAUAAAUGGUUUUUAUUCACGCACGUUUUUUUUUUUUUUUUUUUUUUUUUUUUUAAGAAAUUAGAAGCAUAUACUUUGAACAAUACAGGCCGGGUGAAAAAAGAGUUGAUAUUUUUCAACAGAGUGCCAAAAGUGGGCAGUCAGACGUUCAUGGAAAUAUUGAGAUUGCUGUCGUUAAGAAAUCAGUUUGUAUUUUAUCAGGAUCACGUGCAAAGGGUCGAAACCAUUCGUCUGGCUGAAACCGAACAAGUGAAUAUAUAUUGUUAUAAGAGUUGAGACCUAUACGAAAUCACAUUUACGCGUAUAUAUUAUUACAAAUUUUGAGAAUUAUAAUGAAAUUGGCUUUUAUGGGUUCUAGUCUAACUGGGACAUAAUAUUGGUAGGUAAAAAAAAAACUUGACUAAUUUUGUUUUAAUUAGGCAGGUUUUAGUCUCUUUAAAAAAAAAAAAAGAAGCUAUAGCGAUAUAAUGUAUUAUAUUAUUGUUAUGCAUACGAUACUUUUGUGUAUCGAUAAAAAUAUUUAUAUUUAGUGUAUUUUAUUGGAAAUAUAUUGUUUCGCAAAAAGUAAUAUAAUAUAUAAUUCGACUAGUUAUACCUAUAUUUAUUUAUUUCGAUGCAAAUAAAAAAAAAAAAAAAGGAAAUACUUAAUACCUACUUAAUAGUUAAAUAGAAUACAUAUACGAGUACCAUACUAAAUUAUUAUUAUUUUACCACACUUUAUGAUACAAUAUUAUAAAUUCGUUAUACGAUUAAUAUCCGAGUAUAUAAAAACUAUUAGGGUUAUUAAUUUUGUUUCCAUACAAAUGUAUUAUAUUUAUAAUCAUAUUUUCGUAAUUAGGCAUACCUAUAAUAUCGUGUCACGCCUGUACGGCCCGACGGACAUUCGCAUAGUGUUUAUUCAAUGUACAUAGUUUAUACACAUAGGCACAAUUAGGGAGGUUGGAGGGGCUAAACCCCCUCAAAAACAUUAAAAUCCCUCCAAAAACAUACGAAACUUUAUAUCAUUAUAUUGAUAAAUAAAAAAAAAGCAAUAUGUGAUAACUACUGAAAAAAUAAAUAACAAAAUAUAUUUUUGUUUUUUUUUUUUUUUUAGUAACGCAAUAUUAUAAUCACGGUCUUAGAUACGUAUAGACCGUACUUAUAAUAGCGCACCGCAGUUGUUUAUCAAUAAAUAAAAUAUUAUCCCCGACUAUAUUUUAUAUUUCCGGUCAGUUUGGCUACUUGUGAACGAUCAUUUACUGCAAUGAGAAGAAUUAAUAACUACCUCAGAUCUAAUAGGUCACAGGAACGGUUUUCGAAAUUGGUAAUUCAUAAUAUUAAGAGAGAUAUUAUUGUUGAUAUUGACAUUUUUUUAAAUACACUUGCUAAACGAAAUAAAAAUAAAAAAUAUAAAAUGUAGAAAACUAUAUUAAAUUUGUUACCUAUACUUUUAAGUGAAUUAUUGCUUUAUUUUUUAUUUUUAAGUAUUACCUUCCAAAACGAAAUUUGUAUAGAGGCUAAAAACUUCUGAGAGGCAGUGAUUGAAAAAUAUAUAGGAGGGACUGAAGCCCUCUAUAUUGUUUACUCUAAUUGUGCCUAUGUUUACACACAAAGCUGGGCAAGUUAACCAAUUUUUUAAACUAUUUUAAGUUAAUUAAUUCAAAAAUAAAAAAUAAUAAUAAUUAAGCCAAGCUAAGUUAAUUUUAAAAAUAUAUAAACGGAUUUGAGUAGGUAGGACAUAAAGGUUUAUACUAAGUAGGUAGUAAAAAAUCACUAAACACAUUUUGAAACAACGAAUAUAAUACUAUUUUUUCUUCGACACUUGAAAUAUUAAUUUCAAAAAAACUUUCACUCUACUUAAUUUUUUUUCUUCUUACAAAAUUCAGAUUCACAAUCUGACAUAGUAUGUAUUUCAGAUGGUGUUUUUAAGUUACUGCCUCAUAUACAAUAAUAUCAUACAACAACAAAACGGUUUGCAUACAUUGCAGAAAAAAAGCAAUUCAUUUCAAUUUAACUUCCAAACACUUCAUACAUUUAGACUAUAGGUACCUAUAGUUAUUAUACUUUCUUACAAACACUAGAACUGUUCAUUAUAAUAUGUAGGUAGGUGUAUAAUAGCAAGUCUUGUCGCGGUGUAGAGUAACGAGAUUUUAAUUAAAACGAAAUCUAAUCUUGUAAUAUUAUUAUAAUAUAUUAAAAUUAAGAUUUUGAAAAAUUGGAUUUAAUAACAAAUUACAAUCAUUACAUGAUAAUUUAUUAAUAAAUAUAAAUUCAACGUAUCUGUACGAAAUCCAAAUGUAUAACAACUUACACUAUGAAGAAGCACGCGCCACUACACUAUAAUAUAUGUUAUGUACUAGAUAGAUGGGUGGAUAAUAAUAUAAUAUUAUAAUAUAUCUAUAUUAUAAUGUUAAAUAUCUAGGUACGGUAUUGUUUUUUUUUUUAUUUGAGUAAACGUAAUAAUUUUAGUCUGCAUUCGAAAUCGGUACGCCUUUUUUAAUAAUAAUUAAAACAUUAUUAGAAAGGAACGAAAAUUCUAAUUUUAAAAUGCAUGAAUGUAUAAUGUACUAUUUUGUUCAAAAAGUAUGUUAAACCCAUCGUUUAAUUAAAUAUUAGAAGUGUAAAACUAUACGAUGUGAACAAGAAUUUAUGUUCGCAUUGUGUUAUAAUAAGUAGAAUCCGUAACGUUUUUGCCCGAAUAAAUAGUUAAUUUAAAACUUUUCCUUUUUUAUUAUGAAAAAAAAAAAUGAUAGAUUAUAAUAUACGAGUAGCUGGUACUUCUAUUAUACAUAUAUUUUUUAAAUUAAAUAUUAAAACAUAUUAUACCUUAUAUAUAUUAUAUAUUUUUUAUGUUGUACUCGGUAGAGCGCCAAAGAAAUGAUAUUGCGAUAAACAUUAAAUUGUACACCAGGUAUUCCAUAUAAUAUUUUGAUGAAACUAUAACUAAUUCAAACAAUGUCUAUAAUUUCGUAAUAAUACAACUAUAGCUGGUGCUCGUUAGUUUUUAUGUAAUAUAAAUUAUGCGGUAUGGAUACACACAAUGAAUUUACUAACCGCAAAAAAAAGUAAUGUGGAAGUUAAUUAUUUGUAGGUUAACGUCAGAAUAAAUAAUUGAUAGUUGAUAUUAAAUGUUAAUUUAUUUGAAGACAAUAACCGAAUAAAGCCAGUGGCGUCAUUUGGUAAAGGGGGGGGGGGGUAAGGUGCAGCUGUGCACAUGCCCCUGUCUGAUAUAAAAAGCAGCCCGUUCAAUAACGGUUGAAUCCGUAUCCGUUCAGAAUCGUUUUUUCGUUAGCAAUGGUUGCGUACAAAUAUACAUUAAAUUUCACCUCUACCUUCCCAAAUUUUACCUACAACAGUGGCUGCGCCCGUCCACAUUAUCCUAGGACAGCUUUUUAUAAUUUGUAACUUACAUUAUUAUUACAAUUUUAGUUUGUACCAAUAUAAAAGAGGCUAACAUUUUUAACGCAUCCCCUCGUGUGAGGAAUUGUUGAAAAGGACUUUUAAAAUUCUAUAAAUAUUUGUAUGCGCAUAAAUAUAUAUCCCGACAUACCUAAAAUAGCCACUUAAGUUGAUCAAAAUAUGCCCUUCUCCAUUUGUGAUAAAAAAAUUCAAGCUCUUCAAAAACACUUUUAAUGACAUUUAUUUUGAAUAAAACAUUAACUAGUCAUUGUUUUUGGAAAUAAAUCAAAAGCAUCGUAUCUAGUGAAUUAUUUUACGAUUGGCAUAUAACGAAAUUCAUUCACUUAUUAUUAUUAACUAGUCAUUCUAAUUUGUAUUUAUUUUUUUUGUAAUUGUCUACACUUGUACCAUUUUCCAUUGUUUUUGUCGUUGGUGUCUCUGAUACGAUUAUUUAUUUCCAUCAUAUGGCAAUCCUCUAAGUGAAACGCAUCAUGGAGCAAUAAUUGUAAAUUGGUUAGGGUUUUCAUGGUUUUGUACUACACACAAUUAUAUAAAUCACAUUUUAACUUGUACAGUUGUUGGUACCUAUAUAUAAUUUUAAUGUUUAUCAGAUUUUAUUACAUGCACCAUGUGACUAUAUAGGAAUGCAGGUAAUUUUUAUAUACACGUAUAUUUAAAUCCGGUGUUUUCCAAACUUUCAGGCACUGCAAACUACUUUAGAUAACACAUAUGGGUCCAAUGACCUAACCUAAUGGUUGCUGACCUCAUAUCGAUUUUAACGAGACCUUUUUUUCUCUCGCAACUUCUUUUUUUUGUUUUAUAGCAAGUUUAUCAGAUCUGUUUUGUUGCUCGUAAUUGACUUCGCAGAUAAGUCUACGGACACACAGAAUUGGAAAACACUGAUUUAAAAUUAAUUACUUGUAAAUACAUUUUUUUGUAUAUUUACAAUAUAAUUAAAAAUUCAUUGUAGUGAACAAUAUUGUAAAAAGGUCAACAAAUUUAACGAAUUUGUCUACUAAGUAUCAGAUUGACUAUCAAAAUGUAUUAUUAUUAGGUUAAAAAACUAUAAGCUUUAAUAUAGUGCAAAAAACUGUCUAAAACGAAACUAUACAAUAAGGAACUGCGUUGAUAAUUUCCGUUAAUUGCAGAGUUCUGUUUUACAGAAGUUUAAAUACGUACAUGUGCGUUUCAAUUUUGGAACCACUUAAAUUUUCGUUAUGUUUAGGGUCCGUGUUAGACCGGUUUUAUUACAUUUAAAUAAAAUAUAAAUUAUUAUUUUAUUCGAACCACAUUAAUGGUUUUUUUUUUUUUUUUAGUACCUAAUUAUUGAAGAUCGACAAUAGAUUAAUAUGUCAAAUACGACAAUAUCAGAUUCACUGCAGUAAUUUCAAUACAUAUUUGUUUGUAUUUUUUUUCCGUAAAUUUCUAUAGGUACCUAGUAUAUACAAAUCACAAUGCACGACCUAGUUUUAAAUUUUGAUUAUUGCAAACUAUUUAGUAUGAGCAUACGGCAGAGGUAGAUAGGUUUCGGAGAUAGUGUUUGGAAAAAAAAAAAAUCGAAGGAGUCUUGAGAAACUCGUAAAUAUUACGUAUAUCUUCCUCGACGAAAAAAAAAAUUAGUCAAAAACGGUAUACAGAUACUUAAUAUGGUAACGAAAGAAAAAAACACCAUCAUAUAAGAUUUCAUUUUAAAAUGAAUUGAGCGUGUACUUAAGUAAUGUGUUGUUGAAUAGAAAAACAUAUACAACUAUAUAUAUAUAUACAUUAUUUUCAGUAGACAACUGCAGUACUCACGUCAUAUUAUGUAUACAUACGUAAAUAUAUAAAUAUAUGUUACUUAUCUACUAUUAUUUUUACUUUUUUUUUUAACAUAUAUAAUUACAGGCACCUAUUAAAAAAUUAAAUUUUCUCAUGAUUUAUAAUGUACAAUAAUAUAGUUAAUGAUAACUGCCGAGAGAAAAUGUACUUACCUUAUAUACAAUAUCAUAGAGCCAUGCCAAUAAACUAUGGCGAAUAUGGUAACUGCUACCAAACAUUGUAAACCUACCUAUGUGUAUAUUACUUAUUUACCGAUAAAACGGUAUUAGAAUAUUUUUCGAAUCUAUACUUACAAUAAUUGUGGUAAAAAUAAAAACUCUUAGAAAAUACAUAAUAUACCAGGGGAAAAGAAGAACAAAAUGUUUACAAUAAUGAACUGUUGAAAAAUAAAUUUAAAAAUUUAUAUUUUCAGCUUCGCGUGGCUUCUAUGGUGUCAAAAUACGAUACACCUUCGGUGUUUAUAAAACAUAUAUCUUUCGUCAAUUUUACCAAGUAAUUAAUACCAUAUUAUAAUAGUUUUAUUAUUAAGUAGAUAUAUAGUAGUAUAUUAUCAUUCUUCUUCUUCUCAUAAGCUCUACAGGCCAUGAUGGCUUCCAAAACCAUUCUUCUCCACUCAUCGCGGUCUUUGGCAACAUUCCUCCAGUUCCGUAUCCCCAUCUGUUGUAGAUCUUUCUUAAAUUCGUCUAUUCAUCUGCUUCCAGGACGUCCUUGUCCACUGGUUCCCUUCAUUCUUGCAUGCAUUACCCGUUUGGGUAGUACAUUAUCAUAGUAAUAACGAUAUAUCUAGUUAACCCAUGGAAAGUUUAUUAUUGGCGGGCGUUAAAUAUAGGUAUACAGUUAACAGUUAAAUUUUGCAUUCGGAUUUUAAGUAUGUUUUACUUACGGAACUUAAGUUUGUUUUAUUUUUCGAAAUUCGAAUAGUAUCUGUAUAAAGAAUAUAUUAUUAUACUGAGACUAUCUGAUUAAAUUUAUUUCUAACUACCUAAUUACCAAUGCUAAAUUUAAUACCCGCGCGUAGAUGGAAUCCCCUACCUCAUCUCUGACCAUCUCUCUACCUGCUCUUUUCACCCUAUUCGUUCUGCAGGUCAUUAAUUAUUGGAAUUUUGAUUUAUUUUAUGUUUGUUUUUAUUAUAAUAUAUAUAUAUACACACUGUCGUAUAGGUUUUACCUGCCAGAGCCCAUCUACAUCAAUCUGGUAAGAGAUCCUGUGGAACGGGUCAUAUCUUGGUAUUACUACAUCAGAGCGCCGUGGUAUUACGUGGAGAGAAAACACGCGUUUCCCGACACUCCGUUACCCGAUCCAAAUUGGUUGAAAAAAGUAAUAAAAAAUAACAACCAUUAUUUUACAUGGCACGUUCGUAUUAAAAUAAUUUCUAACCGAUUGGCGCGUGGUGAAUGGAUGUCAAACGAAUGAUAUUUUUCUCUCAAUCGUAACUAAUACCUACCCACUUAAUUUAGGACUUUGAAACUUGCGUUCUUCGCGGCGACCGGGAGUGUCGGUACACGCAAGGCGAAAAACGUGAGGGAAUCAGUGACCAUAGGCGGCAGACCAUGUUUUUUUGUGGACACGACGAGGAAUGCACGUGAGUAUUACAUUGUAUUUGUACUUAUAUACAAAAAUAUAUUCAUAUAACAGAGUGGGAAUGGUUACUUGGAAUUGUUUACUUUAAAACGUAGGUAUAUCGGAUACCCAUUCGUGGCGUAUAAUUAACUGUUUAUGGGGAGACUCAGUCUUUUGCCUUCAUCCCAACUAUUUGGGAUUGGCAACGCUCGUCCUAAAUUUCCACUUGGCUAGACUUUUGAUAAAAUAUAUAAUAAUAAAAAAAUAAUAAAAAUCGAAAGCAAAACAAUGUAUAAUAAUAUGAUCAUGAGUAGACUAGAAAUCCAAGAAUUUUGCAAAAUAUCACAGUAAAUCAGUGUUGAAUCCAGGUAUAUAACAGGGCAGGAAGCAAUAGCCCUCUCUGGAAAUUUGGUUUGCACCCCCUCCCUAUUUAAUGUGGAUAAAUUAAUAACUAAUUAAAAUCUUAGAUAAGCAGAAAAAAAAAAGAUCAUUACUAUAAUUUUAGUGAUGCCUCUCCCAAAAAAAUUGUCUGGAUUCAACACUACCGUAAAUGCAUAUACAUUUAAGCAAGUAGAACAUUAUAAAUACUAGGGCGUUAAUUUGAAUAAUACGAAUGGCAUGCUUAAGAAAAUAAUAUUAGAAACCUGAAACAAUAAGAGGAAACAUAUAUGAAUUUAAAUCAGAUAAAUGAAACAACAGAAAUGAUUCAAUUCUCAAAUUGAGAAUUCAGAUAAUAGCUUUGUGGAGGAAUCUGGUAGAAGAAGCAACAGGCCUUAAUGACCUGUAAAAGCUAUUAGGAGAAAAAAAAGACCAUUAAUAUAUUUCAAAGCAUAUUUAACUAAACUUUUUGCUUACUUAACUAUGCUACUUUCGAAUUAUAUUUGUGAAUCUCAACAUAGAUUUUUAUUCAACACUCAAUCUCAACUAACCUCCUAAUAUAUCAGUCUGAACUUUUAAAAUGGUCAACAAGUAGAUACUGUCUAUACUGACUUGCAAAAAGCAUUUGAUAAAAUAAUUCAUCCACCACUUUUAUAUAAACUAAAAUUGUUUGGAACUUCUGGCUCGUUUUGGAGGGAAUUGCUUCGUAUUUGCACAAUCGAACUCAUAUUGUAAAAAUAUCUUUUCAUACAUCGAUGAGUUUCAAUUAUUAUCAGGUGUACCGCAAGGAUCUCAUUUAGAACCACUACUUUUUUUAUUAUUUAUAAAUGAUUUGUCUCAUAUUUUUGAUAAUUAUGUUAAAGUUCUUAUUUUCACAGAUGAUGCAAAGUUUUAAACUAAAAUUAAUUAAAUUUCUGACUCUGUUAACUUACAAAAAACCUAGAUAAGUUUUUAAAUUGGAGUUUUUUUAAAUUUUCUUCUGUUAAAUAUUGAUAAAUGCAAAAAUUGUUUCCUUUACUCGUAGUAAAAAUCCUGUUACUUAUAAUUACUCUUUGAAUAAUAUAGCUUUAAAUAGAGUUAAUUCAAUAAUUGAUAUUGGCAUUAAUUUCAGAUAUGACUUAUCUUUAAGAAUAAAUCAUGAUCAAAUGCUUAGCAAGGCUUACAAAACGUUAGAUUUUAUACAUAAAAAUACUCAAAAAUGUAAAAGCCCUACUACUUUGAAAACUCUUUAUUGCUCCCUAGUGCGAUCUGUAUUAGAAUUUGCUUCAGUAAUUUGGUUUCAAUCAUUAUCCACUUUAAUUACGAUCUUGAUAACAUUCGGUAUACAUUUUUAGAAAGAAUUGUCCAUAUGAUUAACCUCCCAAUUUCGAGAGACUCUGUCCUUUUAGUCUAAAUUAUAGUAAAUUUGGACUCUCUUCUACUUAGACGUCAAUUGAUCGAUAUUAUAUCCGUGUAAUUUAUUAAAUUAUGAUACUGUAUGUCCUGAGCUCCAAGCUCAAAUCAAUUUUUGAAUCCCUUCCUUUUUCUCAAAAUCACAAUAUUUUUGCUAUCCCUUAUUUCAAAUCUAAAACAGCUGAUAACUACUUUUUUGUUAGAGCUCUGAAACUUGCUAAUUUAGUCUUCACUGCUUUAGAUUUCAUUUAUAUUUCUUCUGAUACUUUUAGAUUUAAGUCUACAUUUUAAAAAAUGAUUAUAAUUUUAAUUAGUUCCAUUGUCAUUUAGUAUUUUCUUUAGCAUUUUAUACAUAUAAACUAGUUGUAACUUAUUUUUCAUUUUGUAGGUAUAUUUAAUUUAUAUAGUGUUAUACAUGUUCACUUUUUAUAUUUAUUAUCUUGUUAAUUUUUAUUAAUUUAUUUACUCUUUCAUAUUACACUCUAUAUUGUAAAAGGGCUGUCAUAUUGAUUAUAAAAUAAAUUGUUAUUGAUACUUAUAGAUAUAAAUUAAAUUAGGUACCUAUAUAUAUUAUCCUGGUACCCUAGUUCACACCUACAACAGUGGUACACCUGUCAACAGCAUCUUUUUUUAAAAAUAAUUUGGUACACAAUAAAUCUUACAUUUUUUUAAACUAAAAACAAAAAAUUAUUUUUUAAUAAAAUCAAAGAACUAUUUUUUAUAAAUAUAUUUUGAAAUAAAAUUGUAUAGUUAAAAAUUAGAAAAUAUGUUUAAUUUAGAAAACUAGAAAUAUUCUGAAAACACAGAAGACAGGUUAUCAAUGUUUUUAUAUGGAUAGAUUAUGUAGUUGCUGAUCCUGUACUAACAUAUAUAUUUUCUCAGUCCAUUUAAUUCAGAAGGUGCACUGGAGAGAGCCAAACGAUCUGUGGAACAACAUUAUGCAGUGGUUGGCGUAUUGGAAGAUUUUAACAUCACCCUGACAGUAUUUGAACAUUACAUACCGAGGUUUUUUAAAGGAGCGUCCAAUGUCUACUAUGGUAACUUAACCUAAAAAUGUUACAUUGUGUAAACUUGUCUCAUAACAUUUGUAUGUGUUCCAACAGGAGAUAUGGGCUUACAUAAGGUCAAUCACAAUGCUUUCAAGCCAAUUAUCAGUGAAGCCGUUAAGGACAUAGUGAGGAAAAACUUUACCAGAGAAAUAGAAUUUUAUCAGUUUUGCAGGCAACGAUUAUACAGACAGAGACUAGCAUUGAACUUGUAAAAGAACAAACACAGCUGUUGAUGUCAAUAAAAAGUUCCUUAAACACUUCUUCAACAUUAAAAUUUGAGUUACAUAUUUUUUUUUGUUACAUAUUAUUGUUGUACACAGAAAAAAUAGAUAUAAUAUUAAUGUUUUACAUUUUUAAAACUUUACUAUGUGAAUAGUUGAACAUGGGAACAUUCAAAAAUUGUGAAUACUAUUUAAUUAUAAAAGAAACACAAAUUUAAAAAAAAAUUAUUGCUAUCAUGUAUAUAUUCCAGCCUAUGUUAUUUUAGUUUAACAGUUAGUUAAGCCAAUUGGAACGGAGGAUUAGCUUGAAACAGACUCUUUUAUGAAUUUUAUGUCAAAUUUGUAUUUUUAAUAAUUACGACAUAUUUUGUUUCAUUAAUAUAAAAAAUGACAGUUUCAUAAACAAUAUAAUAUUUUUAAUAUAAAUAUAAUUUUUAAAUUACAUGUAUACGAGAUAAAAACCACUUGUUUAAAAAUACUAGUGUACUUCAAAUUUUAAUAUAUACAAAUAAUUUUGAGUUAUUAAGUUAACAAUUAUAAUUUAUUUAUAACGCCACUUUGGACUUUUUCCGGGCAAUGGCAUCUUCUACAGCCUUCAGUUGUUUUAACAAUUCUUCUCGCCUUGAUGGUGGUGCUGCUGCUGCGGCGGCUGCAGCAGCAGCUGCUACGGCCGCUGCUACUCCUUUCUUCUGUCAAUAAAAUAUAGUUUGUUGAACAAAUAAACAAAAAAAGAUGAAUUACUAACCUAAAAUUAAAAUUAUUAAAUAAUCUGAACGUAUCACAUGUUUCAGUAUUCAUUCAAAAAUAAAUAAGGUUUUUUUAUGGAUAGAAAAAAAGAUACUACCCAUAGAUAAUACUUCAAUUAGACAAAAUAAUCUUUUGAAUUAAAUUUCACUUAGCGGGAUAAAAAAAUGAUUCUUGAAGCAAAAUUUUCACUUGAAAUAAAACUAAAAUAUUGUUUUUAGAAACAAGUUAUUUGGGUUUAUUUUACAUAAAAAUAAAUAGUAAAAUAUUAUUCUGAUAAAAGGUUGCAUUUUCUGAGUAUGAAAGUAGUUUUGCUGUUGACUAAGAAGUAUUAUAAAAUUAAUUUGAUUUCAUUCAAUGAUAUUCAAAUUAAUGUAUUUAAAUAAUAUGCUUAAUGAUACAUACUCUAGGAGGAGACAAAUUUUUAUUAUCUUCAUUAUCAAAAUCCAAUGGCCUCUUUUUCCCUUGAAUAGUGGAUUUUUCUAGAAAAAUAAUACAUAUUAAUAUAAAUAAAUAAAUAAUAAACUCAAAUUGUGUCUAACCUUUUCUGACUGCAGGAACAAGUGGCGCAGAAAUUUUAUUUUUCAUAUUUUGUUUCUGCGAUUUUUGCAUCUUAAUAAAAUAAAUGUAUACAUAAUUAUUAUUAGAAAUUUUUUAAAAAAAAUGCUAACACACAUACUUUAGAAACAGCUCCUUUUUUCACUAAUUUGUCUGGGGACAUUGCUAGUGUUUUAAGUUUUGGACUUCCUCCUUCUUCAGACGAUGAUUCUGAACCACUCGAAUCAGAUGAUUCUGAAGAACCAGAACCAGACACUGAUUCACUGCUUGACGAAGAAGUAGAGGUGUGAGUACUAGCUGGAGACUUUACUCCACUUAAUUUAUUUACAGCAAACCUAGGUGGCAUUGGCAUUUGUCUUGCUCUAAAGUUUACAAAAUGUAAAAACAAAUUAAUUAAAGCUUUUCAUGGGUUCAAAUCUAAUUCUUUACCUUUGUAAAGGAGGCAUAGAAGGUGCAGAAUUAGUAGGAGAAACAGACCAACGAUUAGUUGGCACUGGAGGAUUCAUUGAUCGACUCAUAUUUUUCUUUUCAAAUCCAUCUGGAGAAGGAUUUCGCUCUAAAAAAAAAUAA